UGAAAAUUUCGUUACGGCGAAUGGAUCCGGGAAAGAAAAGAAAUUCUGACAGUGUACCACUCAGUCUUCAAAAAGUUUUCAGUGCAAGUGAACAUCACACAAACGACUCUAACACAAAAUUCACUUUGAAACGGGAAAAAAUGAAGCAUUCAAAUAACUUAAAUUCAAAUUUAAACAAAACUUAGAACACGUUGUGUUAUGGCUUCGAAAAUUCCACCCACCGAGCAUUCGACCUCAAACGAUAACGACACAAGUCAACAAAAGUGUGACAUUGAUCGUGAAAUCAUUUCGCAGUCUUUGCGAAAAGACCUCGUCGUUUUACUUCAAAAUGGAGCCUGGUUUUUGGAAAUAGGUAGCUCAAACGAUCGACAAGUACAUGUUUCACUGGAUAAAAAUGCAGCUAAACUACUAGCAAGUUUCGUGCAUGGACCAAAUCCCGCAAAACAGAUAUACCUAACAGAUAUUACGGAUGUUCGUUACGGUUGGAAGACCGACGUUUUCAGUGAAAAUGCUCGCAAAAAAUUCGAACUUCGAUUUGAUGUUAAAUUAAAGGAAGAUUGCUGUUUGUCCAUCAUUUACGGACGACAACGACAAAGUCUCGAUUUACAAGCCAACGAUUCGACGAUUGCUCAGACUUGGGUAAAUAACAUCUCUUUUUUGAUCGACGAAAUCCGUGCUCUUGCAUCCAGCUCAAACAAAAGCGAAUGGCUAAGAAGGGCUUUCAAAGACGCAGACACAAAUCGUUCCGGCUUCCUGGAUUUCCGCGAAUGCUGCCGUCUGUUGAGUAACCUUAAUGUCAACAUCGGAACGCAGAAGGCCGCAAAAAUAUUUCAGUUGUCUUAUACAAACAGCCGGCUAGACAGGGAGAAAGACGUCCUUGACGAGAAGGAGUUUCUGCAAUUUUACAACCUUGUCAGCGAGCGAACGGAACUAAACGCGAUAUUUCAAGACUACGCCGAUGGCAAUGCAAAUCUCUCAGAUUACAGUCUAGCCCAUUUCCUAAAAGAAGUACAGGGAAUUCAACAUGCCGAUUUGCAUUUUGCACAAAUGCUGAUUAAACAGCAUAAAUUGCAAAAAACAAAAGCCAUAACGGAAAUGACUUUACCGGAAUUCAAAUUAAUGAUGAAUUCACCAUUUUUUGAUAUUCUGAAAAAAGAACAUCUCCAAGUCAAUCAAGAUAUGAAUAGACCUUUGAGCGAUUAUUACAUUUCCUGUUCUCACAAUACGUACCUGAUGGGGGAUCAGCUGAUGGGCGUAAGUAGCAUCGAAGGCUACGCUUCCGCUUUGGAGCGUGGUUGCCGGUGCCUUGAACUAGAUCUCUGGGAUGGUCCAAACAGUCAACCUAUAGUCUACCAUGGAUAUACGAAGACUAGCAAAUUAUUGGCUCGUGAUGUGUUGUCUAAAGGAAUCAAACCUUUUGCGUUUAAAUUCUCUCCUUUCCCCUUGAUUCUGUCCGUGGAGAAUCACUUGUCACAUUUACAGCAGACUAUAUUCGCGCAAGAUUUACGCCAAAUUUUCGGCCCUGCUCUGUUCUGGGCUGUCGAAGAAAAUCCAGGAAACACACCGUCACUCCUUUCGCCUAAUCAACUUCGUGGGAAAAUUAUUAUAAAGGUCACCGGAGCCAAAGUGUGCUCUCCUGCCCUGCAGUGUCUCAUUAACUUUUGUAAAUCGUUCCCCAGCUUUGAAAAGAUGGAGGGCCAAAAGGUUGGGCAUAUUAUGCCGUGCUAUUCCGUCGUCUCAGUGUCUGAAAUAGAAGCAACAACCUACCUGAAAAAAUUACCUAAAGAAACGAGGCUGAAUCCCACAUGCCAAACAAUGAUGCGAGUUUAUCCCACCGCCACACGAAUCGCAUCCAGUAAUUUCAAUCCAGUCUAUUACUGGAAUUUUGGAUGCCAAAUGGUGGCAUUAAAUUUUCAGACUCCUGGGAAAUAUCUCGAAAUUAAUUUUGGUCGUUUCCGCCGAAACGGCAGUUGUGGAUAUGUUCUCAAACCGGUUUGGCUGCUGGGUAAAAUUGCAAGGAUUCCGUCGACGGGCAAGUCAAGUAAAAUGUUACAGUUGCGGAUUAUUAGCGUCCAAAAUCUCCCUAAACGACCUGGACAAACCAAAAAAGGCAAUUUUUAUGUUUCCGUACAGAUUGACGGGCAUCCAUCGGAUUCAUACAAAUUUCGAACAACUUCCUUGAUGAAUGGUAACGGUUUAAAUCCCUUCUGGAAUGAAAUUAAAAAUGUAAAAAUUUGUUUCCCAGAACUGGCUGUCAUUUGCUUUAGUGUGAAAUAUGUGGACUCCUUUAAAAUUAAACAAACGCUUGCUUCAUAUUGUUUACCUGUAGAAAGCUUGGCUUCAGGUUACCGCCAUGCACCACUGUCGUCCACUGAAAUAAUCUCAUCCAUUUUUCUCCACGUGCAAAUGUCUGACUUGUAGACGCUUCGACUUUUCAUCAAUACAGCUCAUUUGCCAUCUUCGAAACAGUGUAAUUCAAACAGCCACAGCGAAGAUUUUAUUA
Daphnia carinata is the source of this 2503-nucleotide messenger RNA. Its product is annotated as 1-phosphatidylinositol 4,5-bisphosphate phosphodiesterase eta-2-like. The transcript has 2 exons. Gene Ontology annotation, molecular function: phosphatidylinositol-4,5-bisphosphate phospholipase C activity; calcium ion binding. Gene Ontology annotation, biological process: lipid metabolic process; phosphatidylinositol-mediated signaling. The record is from RefSeq and is a predicted model, not a curated record. The coding region runs from base 199 to 2421 and encodes 740 amino acids. Lineage: Eukaryota; Metazoa; Arthropoda; Branchiopoda; Diplostraca; Daphniidae.